UGGCGCUCGCUGCCUGUUAAAGCUGGUUAAGCCGGGAUCCGGGGAACACUCACGCUGCAAAGAGAGAAUCAUUCCCGAGGACCGUAGCGAGCUGAUCAGCUGGAAAUGAGAUUUCAGGCUAAGAAACGGAUCUGCGCAGGUAGACCCCUCUCUCUUGCUUCGGGGAACACUUAACCCCUUUAGCCAAAGGAGCCCGCCACUUAAAAGCCAGAACGGACCUCGCCGUCCCACAGAGAUAAGCUAUCACACAUGCGAGAGAGAGAGAGAAACAUGAAAAAGAUUUACAUUGGGAAAACGGCGCUAAAAAACUCCAGAAAUGGUUGUAAGCAUCAGAAGAAGAGCUCUCUGCAGGAGCAGAAGGAGGACCUGCGCAAGCGGCUGUCCUACACCACCCACAAGCUGGAGCUUCUGGAGGCAGAGUUCGACUCCACCCGCCAAUACCUGGAGACUGAGCUGCGCCGGGCCCAGGAGGAGCUGGAGAAGUUCACCGACAAGCUGCGCCGGAUACAGAGUGGCUACUCUGCCCUCCAGAGGAUCAAUCAGGACCUGGAGGAAAAGAUCCACAGGACAUCUCAGCACCAUGACGACGAGAGAAGAGCCCUGAGCAGAGAGAUCAUUGUCCUCAACAACCAUCUCCUUGAGGCCAAGAUUACCAUCGAAAAGCUCCGUGAGGACAACGAUAUGUACAGGAAGGACUGCAACCUGGCUGCCCAGCUGCUCCAGUGCAGCAAAGCCCACCACAGAGCUCUCAAGCUGUCCGAGCUUCCUGCUGACUUCCAGGAGCGUCUGAGCCUUCACAUGGAGUCCCUGCCAAUCUGCCACUCUCCAUAUUCGGACUCCAUUCCCACCACAGUCAUCGCCAAGGUGCUGGAGAAGCCAGAGCCGGGCAGCAGCCUGGCCUCACGCUGCGCCAGCCCGCAGCCCCAGGACCCUGACUUCCUCCCUGCCAGCCCGGGCGACGAGGGCGAGGGUGGAGGCGAGACCCUGACGAGACGGGCGGCGUACCGCUGGUCGGACCUGUACUGCAGCGACACAGCGCUGUACUGCCCGGACGAACGGCCACGCGAGCGGCGUCAGAGCGUGGACCUGCACGGGCAGCAGCAGCAGCACCACCAGCACCAGCACCAGCACCAGCAGGGCCUUCUCUGGGCCCAGAAUUCCACCGAGAGCAACCCCGAGGAUGAUGAGGCCGUCCACGCUGGCUCCUCCCACGAGCACUUUGCCGAGUUCGCCGAGUUCUCCGAGUUCGUGGGCUCGCUGCAGGCCUCCAGCUCAUACUCCAGCUUCAGUGGUGCAUCUGACGAGAAGGGGGCUGGCGCCUCGCCCUCACCCCCGCCGCCGCCCCGCCAGGCCCUCUACGCUGACUGGCGAGACAGCGACUAUGAGCGCAAGAGCAACUCCUCCUAUGAGGACGAUGGCGCUGGCUUUGCUGAGGCGCACGCCUUCCAGCAGGGGGCACUUGGCCACCAGAAUGGUGACCCGGGCCCUGUCUACGCCCGCGCUGCCUCGUCCUGCUUCAGCGAGCCCUACCACUCGCCGCACCGCACACCAUCCCGUGGCGUCAGCUCCCCGCUCCUCUACCGGGAUGUCCCAGAUGAGGAACCCGGCAGCCGCUGGAGGCAGCUGAGUGCCGAGGACAUCAGCGCCUGCUCCUACCGCAGCCCUGGCCGUGUCUCGCCCUACAGCUUCUCUGAGCAGCAUUAUGCCAUCCGGCCAGCCAAGAUCAAGCUGGGCCCACUCUACAGCAGCUUCCAGGAGGGUGGGGAUGUCUACCGCAGCGGUGUGCUGGACCCCUGCUUCGGUGCCCCCAGCCGCAGCCCCAGCCCCAGCCCCAGCCCUGAACGGGACCCGGGGGCCCUCCGGACGCAGGAGGGCGUCCCCAUGUACCUGGCCAAGGAGGACAGCCAGGAGUCGGAGCACAGCCUGCUCUUCCACUCCAGCAGCUCCCGGGACAAGGAGAGCACCUCCGGCAGCGCCAAGAAGGAGUAUGUGGAUGUCAGCCCCAACAGCUCGGCUGAGUCGCUCGCCCACAACUCGCUGGAGGCAGCCGACCUGCCUGAUUACACCAUGGAGCACCGGAGCCCCUCCCCCAUGAACAAGACCCCGCCUCCAUACCAGGUGUUUGGCACCCUGGGGCUGACCCGCAAGGACAGUCUGACCAAGGCGCAGCUCUACGGGACACUGCUGAACUGAAGGCCCCCACUGUGGGGCUUUAGCGUGAUUUUAAUGGUCCAACAGCUGUAGCUUCAUUGGCCUCAAACCCAAAAGGUGGCAGCAGGCAGAGCAAGGCAGGGCUGUCACGUGGCUCAGAGAAGCCGAAAAUGCAACAAAAAGAGGUUUUGGGCCCCGAGACCUUGAAUUUUCCAUCUGAAUAAGUCUGUGAGUCAGAGCGCUUGGUGACUCUCCUUUGGAAAAGGGGAGUUUUGUGUCACUCCUGCCUUUUUUUAGGUACUUGGCAAGACUCACGGCUUUCACUGGACUUGAGGUCAGAUUGAAUUUUUCCAGAGAAGACCUUCCUGUUUCACAAAAAACGCAACACGAGCACAUGUAUAUUCCUCUCAUGUUUCAUUUUGAUAUUAAUUGAUGUUCCUUACUUUUACCUUGGUCUGGCAACAUAAGAAAAUAAUUCUCAUCCACUUCUGGAUAUUCCCAAAGCAAUAACAGAAAAAACAACUGAUUUGGUGAUUGGCAUAUAUUACAGCUGACAUUACAAGCACAUUGACCAUUGACAGACAGCUUUGAAGAUGACUGUUAAACUGAUGGUAUAUUUACGCAUUAUAUAUUCUAAGCAUGCUAACAAACAAGACAUGAAUGGCAGGCACAGGAUCCACCCUGACCCUGCUGUCCUUAAUUGAAUUUUGAGUAUGUGUGUGAUUGCCCUGUUUACCAAUCAGAUCUCCUAAAAAAAAGCAGUUUGCAUUGACCUAGUAACAUGACUGGUCCCUGAUGGUUAACACAGUGGAAGGUUUGACUUGAAGCUUGCACUGCCCAGCCCUUGAAGAGAGGUAGCUGUUCAUGUUGACCUGAGCAGGUGUUUGUUGGUAGAGAGUUUUGUCCAGCCAGUGUCCUCUCUAUGUUCAAUGGCCUGCAUUGUGAAAGGAGGCUGGUCCAAAUUAGCCCCCUUGCCCCCAAAGCUGUUUUCACCACUGCAUUCUCUGAUCCAUGCCAUCUUCAGACUGUACAAUCCUAAACGCACUUAAAGGGCACCUUGGGCUUCUCUCUAGUUUACACUUUAUUACAGUGCCACGUGUAUACAGUACCUGUUUGGAUCUUAAAACUAAUUUCAAAUUUUACCUAAAAAAUGUAUCAGAAUGAACCUCAAGGUUGUUUAGUUGGUAGUAUGGAUGAAAUGGAGAUCCCAAGGCUGACUUUUAAAUGCUUUGCAUGUCCAACUGAAUGGUUGCCCUUGGUUUUCUUUUUUAAGACCACCCUAGGUGCCUUUUAAGGUUCUCUAACCAAGCCACUGUAUUUAAGUCCAGAUCUGAAGCUGUGAUCCAAAGGAGGACUAAGACUAGAUACUGAUGAUGAUGAUAAUUAUGUCACAGGUUAGUGAUUGAGAGAGGAAGAGAGCAAGAGUAGCUGACUUUCCUCUCCUCCAGGGUGUUUGUUGGGUCCAUUAUAUCGGGGCUGUGCCAGAAACUAGACACAGUCAAGAACCAGGGACAGAGGCAAGAAAUCAGAGCCAAAAAUCAAAAAAGAAAGCCAGAAACCAUAAUCAGAGCGAGAAACAAGAAACAGAGCCAGAAUGUUGAAACAGAGUAAUAUAAAAACUAAGCCGGAAACCAGAGGCAGACAUGAAAAUUGGUGCCAACCGCCAUGCAGAAAUGGGAAACAGAGCCAAAGAAAAAAGAAACAGAGCCACACAUCAGAAUCAAAGCUAGAAACCAGAAUUAGAGCCAGAAACCUGAGACAGGCCUUAAAAAGGAUAUGUGAAACACAGAGAGAGUUGGUAGGUUUCCCACAGGAAAGGACACUUUUUGUGCUGUAUAUAUCAACUCAAAAGUACAAUUUUUGAGAUUGGGUCAUUUUAUUGUUCCUUGCUGUGUUAAUGUUCUUUAACUCUGCUCCCUUGGAAACGUUCCAUGUUCCGCUCUACCUCAGACGUGAUCCAGAACUCUCCAUGUAACAACAGGUCUCCUGUUUAUAUCUACAUUAUACUGCAUGACUUCUGUUUUUCUUGUAUGUUUCUCUACUCAAUAAAGAGCGGCGUGCUUACAUUGAGACUG
This is a messenger RNA of Megalops cyprinoides (Indo-Pacific tarpon), 4226 nucleotides long. Its product is annotated as brain-enriched guanylate kinase-associated protein-like. The coding region runs from base 250 to 2193 and encodes 647 amino acids. The record is from RefSeq and is a predicted model, not a curated record. Gene Ontology annotation, cellular component: synapse. The transcript has 7 exons. Lineage: Eukaryota; Metazoa; Chordata; Actinopteri; Elopiformes; Megalopidae.